UGGCCCUGAAUGCGUCGGUAGAGGCACAGUCGGACUGGACACAGAUGCACCACAUCUGCUAUUGGGAACUAAUGUUCGCCAAUGCGUGCGCUGGCAAAUGGGACAAGGCUGGCGAAUAUUCCACUUUGCUAUUCAAAGAAUCAAAAUGGUCAAAGUGCAACUUUAAGUACAUGGAGGCAAGUUUCAAGUACAUGGAAUUGACUGAAGGCGGGAGAGAAAUCACUGAGAAGGAGAAGGCUGAUCUUCUCAAGCAAUACAACGAGGUGGCUGAGUUUAAGCAGAGGAUAGCUGGCAAGUCAAUCCCGUCUGAGAAGUUUGUCAUCCGGAAAGCGCGCAAGUUCAGCCUACAGAACGGGUACUUGAUGCUGCCAGGCUUAGAGAUUAUGAUCCACUGGAAUAUCCUGCAGUACAUGGACAACUACUAUUUACAAUCCACACUCAACUUAGUACUCAAAUCCAUCGCCACGAUGCAGAAGCUGUACGAGCAGACUGCAGCG
Messenger RNA from Sphaeroforma arctica JP610, 497 nucleotides. RefSeq lists its product as hypothetical. Lineage: Eukaryota; Ichthyosporea; Ichthyophonida. The annotation marks the transcript as partial. The transcript has 4 exons. The record is from RefSeq and is a predicted model, not a curated record.